Messenger RNA from Pseudo-nitzschia multistriata, 4044 nucleotides. The record is from the annotation of a GenBank genome assembly. NCBI's taxonomy places the organism in Eukaryota, Bacillariophyta, Bacillariophyceae, Bacillariales, Bacillariaceae.
CAUAAUUAGGGACGAUGACCAUCAUUGUCCGCGUGAGUGGAAAUCCAAAUUGUGAAAUAUUCAAGGACUUGUACCGGUACCUACGCACGGUACUGUGACGUCCGUACGAGUACAUACCAUACCAGAAUACACUUUUUGACAGAAAAAAUUCACUUCAUUUUGAAAGUUUGUUUUUGUGCGACGAAGACUAUUCGAGCCGAACUAUUUCUUUUUGCAAUCCACGAACGCAGAAAGCAGAAAAAAUACUCACAACGACAAAGCGAAGAGAAGGCAUGGGCAUGACAGGAAAGGCAUCGUCCGCACCUUCUGAAGCAUCGGCAUCGGCAGCGGAUGACUCGGCGAACAAAGACGCGAACGAAACCGAUAUGGAUCGGUACAAUCCAUAUGCAGGGAUCGACCCAAACGAUCCGAAUGCCGUCAGCAUUUCGAAGGAAGAAUUCCGAGCCAUGAUGCAAAAGAAAAAGACAAUGGGGAUCCCUCCCCUGAGAAUUCUCCAAGAGAAGUCAAAACAGCGCAAUGCUGCUCCGAACAAGGACGGCGUCGAAUUUCAAAACGAAAGUGUCGUGGCGCCCGACCUCAAACCGAUCGAGAAACACGAAGAGAUCCCGGAGGAACCAGAGGGCGAAGAAACAUCCGAAAACAUUCCACCACCGCCGCCGCACCUGCGAAGGUUUCUCCGGAUGCAAAAGGCGGGCGUUCCAAACGAAGCCAUCCUGCAACUGGCGCGUGUCCAGGGGGUGACCAGCGACGAACAAAACACUCGAUUGCUCGGGCAGCUUUUGGGUGUGAGUGUGGAUGACGACGAAAACGAUAGCGGUGGCGGCCGUGUCGAUCGGCAGGAAGCGUCGAAUUCCCCCAGAGGAGCGAUCCCUCCACGGUUUCGAAAGUUCCUCAAGAUGAAGAAACAGGGCAUCCCCGAGGAGGCAAUCUUGCAAAAAGCGAGAAUCCAGGGAUUCGAUUGCACUGAGUUAAAAGGUUGGCUGUCAUCGUCAUCGCACAGCAAAAGUGAUGACCCGAUUUCGAGAGAUUUUACUGUGACAAACGCCGCAAGCGACGGAGAAAUAGAUCAAAACUUGCAGCGGCAGAAAAAGGCCGAACCAUUUCAUCUAAAGAAGGACAGUAGUGGCCAACCCAAAAAAACUAAAUACAUCAAGAUGCGUAUGAAGGGAAUCGAGAUUCCCUAUAUUCUGGAAUUUGCCUCGAACGACGGCGUGACAGAUACCGAGAUUCCCGAACUGGAAGCCAUAUUGGCCGAGGUAGGCCCUGUGAAAAGGACCAGAACGAUCAUUGCCACUCACAAGGCAUGUGAUACGAGUACCGGUUCAAUCGCCAAGUCAUCCCCGGCGUCUAGAUGCCAUUUCACCCCCAUUAAGAAUACAAAUGAUUCGGGAGCCGAAACCGAAAACGCGCACGAAAAAAUUGCUUUUCACUAUGCAGGAACGUCUGUCUUGGCGUCACUGGUCCGCAAAAUGGUUCAUACGGUCGACAAAACCAGUCGAAGCCGCAGUCGUCGCGAAUCCAAUAGAAAACAUAGAAGUGAAACCAAAGUAGACAUCGGUGACGAUGAUAUGGUGAUCAAUUCCAAGACACUCUAUCAAGCCCUCGGUUCCUUUCAGGGGGUUCAGUACGCCCGUGAUGCCUACAACGAAACAAUGGUGACAACGCCUGGUGCUCAUAAGGAGUCAAUGAAGAAGAAUAUUGGAUGGCUCCGUGCCAAGCGUCAAACUUUUCAAGAGAUUGCAAAAAGCAUUGGAUUGAAUCUUCACUUGAGUCAGGCUUCCAGCAUUGAUGGAUUGGAUGCAUUGAUCGACUACAUCGAAGACCUGUACAAGGAGGAUAUUCAGGAAAGCAUAUCUCUUUUGCAAAACAGCAAGUUGUACGACUUUGAUUCUCUUUCAGCACUGUAUGUGCCCGGUAGUCGGGUUGUAGCAAAGAGCAUUGCCUCCGGAGGAAUUGACAUGAUAUGCAGAGUCUCAUGGAAUCGUAUCAAAAGUGGAAUCACCAUCACUGGAAAGGAAAGCAAGCAAUUUGAGGUUUGUUUCGAGUUUGUAGUAGCAGUGGGGAGUAAUCAAGCUACGAUUGCGGAGGUCGUGGAAGGAAUCGAUCAAUUCGAGGGGCGGCGCAAUAUUUUUUCGAGAGGACCAGAUGGACUUACCUUUAUUCCGUGGAUGGCCUACAAUCAAGAAGAACAAAAGUCUCUAUUGGAGCGAUACCGGCGCAGGGGUAGAAUUUACAAUGAGGUUGCACUCAAUUGUCCUCGAACUUCAAAUCAUUCUAGCAUCCCCUCGUCUUCUUCUAGAUCGACCUUCUCCUACAAGGCCUAUCGGAAGGGCUGUUUCUUUGUCAAACGGAAUGGAUUUGGUGGCUCUACUAGUCCUUCCGUAACCGCACGGGGCAUGGCAACCGGCGGACGAAUCGUCGUGGAUACCCAAGGUGCCUACGAUUAUGGAAAUUCUCUCAAUAUUGGAUACGAUCCCAUGAUAACUGGGAUUCAAUAUAAGAUGAAGGAAUACAAGUUGCAUCAAUCGCGUUUUGCAUCGGGUGCCGGUGGCAGUACCAAGGUUGAUGGGAACAAAUUCAUUGUCGAUGCUGCCGGGAAUUCAUAUUCAACUUCGUCCCCGGUCUCUAUCCAAGCAACUUCUGGUACUGGCGAUGGUGAUAGCGGUGGGAUGGUACUUUUCGAUGUGAUCCCUGAUGACUACUUAGAAAUGGUGUGGCCCUGUGUUCUUGGCUUUUCGUUGACGGCUAAGGCUUGGGGCGAUUGCUUGGUCGAUGGAUUGGAAGACAUCCAAUUCUCGGAAGAUAUUUUUUAUCGAUUAGUUUUGCCAGACAACCGGAAACGACUCAUCAAGGCCCUGGUCAAAAAUUCGUCGCACGUAUCUUCUGCAGGCGGUGAGAUAAGACAAUCCAAAUACAACUUCCAGGAUUUKGUUGCAGGCAAGGGAGAAGGGUCUGUAUUCUUGCUGUACGGCCCGCCUGGGGUUGGAAAAACUCUUACCGCUGAAGCUGUAGCUGAGAUACUGAAACGUAAGAUCAUGGAUUAUUUGGCCCGAAGCGAUGAAGGAGGAUAUUCAUGUUUGCGUUCUAACUUUGUUUUCUUCAUCCUUAAUUUUCUUAUCCGACAUGGUAGGUCCUCUAUAUGCUCUGAGCAUGGGAACGCUUGGAACGACCGCAGAUGACUUAGAACAGCGAUUGGGUGAAAUCCUAAAACUUGCCGCCAAAUGGGAUGCUAUCAUCUUGCUGGACGAAGCUGAUUCCUUUCUAGAAAAACGAUCAUCGGCCUCCUCACUUGAGCGGAACGCGAUGGUCUGUGUAAUGCUCCAGUUGGUAGAAUACUUUUCCGGCAUUCUUUUUUUAACUUCUAACCGUAUGGAUUCGCUCGACCCGGCAUUUCAAACGCGUAUCACUUUGUCUUUACCCUAUCACAACUUGAGUAGAGAUGGCCGUCAACAAAUUUGGAAAAAUCUAUUGCAAAAGUCGGGUGUUCAGAACGUUCAAGAUGGUGAGGGGGAGGUAUUUGGCGAUUUGAUCAAUACGAAGAAACUAGCUAAAUGUCCUCUUAAUGGACGUGAAAUAAAGAAUGCCCUGCGUUUGGCGUUGGCUCUUGCGGCAGAAGAAGAUUGCGUCCUUACGAAUAAAUUGUUGAUGGAGACAUCAGCUAUGGUGAAAAGUGUCACAGAUGACAGUGGCGACACUUACCCUUUUUUAUCUCGUGCAAUUGCCUUUCUAUUCGGUUGGAUUGGUGCCUUGGUGUUUUUCCUUUAUUUCUCCCAAAUGUAUGAUAAUACUAAAAAUUUAAAAUGAAGUGGGUAGCUGUGCAACCACCUGACUGCCUUUGGCAUUGUAUUGGAGUGUAUGAACUUCCUGAUUAUUCUGAUUCAUUGCACAACUACAAGUGUUGUAGCAUUCACUUGCGCCUCUACAAAGAUUCCUUUGAGAGGCGCUGCCCCUCAGAGCAGCUAGGAGCAUUCUUCUCUCCAGAAGUCAUGGCUAUGGCCAUUUUGUACCUCUUCUAGUUCAUGAGAUUAAAUAUAAUAUUAUGAU